This is a messenger RNA of Eriocheir sinensis (Chinese mitten crab), 3474 nucleotides long. RefSeq names its product myotubularin-related protein 2-like (gene mtm). The transcript has 15 exons. Lineage: Eukaryota; Metazoa; Arthropoda; Malacostraca; Decapoda; Varunidae. Gene Ontology annotation, biological process: dephosphorylation. Bases 264 to 2540 code for a protein of 758 amino acids. Gene Ontology annotation, molecular function: phosphatidylinositol-3,5-bisphosphate 3-phosphatase activity. The record is from RefSeq and is a predicted model, not a curated record.
ACCCGUUCCAUUGAGUGACCAAGAUGGCGAUUGUUUACACUGCCAGGCGGAGGAAGUAAAGAAAAACAUUAAUUAUUUGCGUCACGCCAUUAAUUAAAGAGUAGCGAGUGUGAGUAAGAGGAAGAGAGGAACAAGAGGAGGAGGACGUAGGAAGCGACACAGGGCGAUAGAAGUUAGAGGAAGCAGGAGAAGAGGAGGAGGAAGGCAGUGACAGUUCUCCUCGGCCGCCCGCACGCCCGCCACGCCCACACGCCCGCCCGGUUAUGUUCUCCGGGGGCAGAAUUGACAAGAAAAACAAGAAAGUCAUCACCCAGCAAGGCAGCCUCAGCAGCAGCAGUGGUAGCUGCAGCAGCAACCACAGCAACACCACCACCAGCAAUAGUAGCAGUGGCAGCGGCGGCAGCAGCAGUAGUAACAAAGGUGGCGGGCGUGACAGACGCAGUGGAAGCAGCAGUGGCAGCAGCAGUAGUAGCAGCAACGGCAGCCCCCCCGCCGGCACCCCCCCCCACACCCAGAUGGCGUCCCACGAGAGUUUGAACUCCGAGUCUAAGUCAAGCUCACUCAACUCCAAGCUUGGCCAUGAGUCGGGUGGCUCUCCCUCCCCCCCAAAGAGUGCCUGCUCCUCCAGCUCAACCACCUCUACCGACCACCACCACCACUCCCACCACCAGAUGUCCCAUGUCCUCACCGCCACCAGUAAAAUGACAGUAAGGGAUGGGAACCGCACACUUCGCCCCGAUGAGCCGUCCUUAGUCCCUGGCGAGCACCUUGAGGGCACUGCCAGGGAGGUGACGUAUCUCUGUCCCUACGUCGGGCCUAAGAAGGGAACGCUGUCGGUCACGAACUAUCGACUCAUCUUCCGCAGCCCUGAGACUGAUCCGCCCUUUGAGCUGGAAGUGCCUCUGGGGGUGGUGUCCAGGAUAGAGAAGGUAGGAGGCGCCAACACCAGCCGUGGGGAGAACUCGUAUGGCAUCGAGAUCUUCUGCAAGGACAUUCGUAACCUCCGCUUCGCCCACAAGCAGAGCGACUCGCAGUACUCAAUGCACCUUAAGCGGGACAUGAAUAUCUCAGUGUUCAGACGGUACAGGGUGCGCCAUAACUUUGCCGGAUACGGAGCUAAUCAGUCGGCAGAGGAGAACCACUCGCGCCGGAUGGUCACAGAGAAGCUGCUGCAGUACGCCUUCCCGGCCUCCCACAAGCUUCCCUUCUUUGCCUUUGAGUAUUGCGAACAGUACCCUGAAAACGGCUGGAGUGUUUACGAGCCCAUUGCUGAGCUGAAGAGACAGGGUCUGCCCACGGAGUCCUGGCGAAUCACCCGCAUCAACGAGCAGUAUGAGCUGUGUGAGACGUACCCGGCAGUGUGGGCCGUUCCUGCUGCCGCCUCAGACAGUGACCUUCGCAACGUGGUCACCUUCAGGAGUCGAGGACGCAUCCCGGUGCUGAGCUGGAUCCACCCAGAGAGCCAGGCCACCAUCACCCGCUGCGCUCAGCCGCUGGUGGGAGUGAGCGGCAAGCGGAGCCGAGAUGAUGAGGCUUACAUUCAGCACAUCAUGGACGCCAACGCACAGAGCCACAAAAUAUUUAUCAUGGAUGCACGGCCUAGUGUCAAUGCCGUGGCGAACAAGGCGAAGGGCGGCGGCUACGAGAGUGAGGAUGCCUACCAGAAUGCGGAGGUUCAGUUCCUUGACAUCCACAACAUCCACGUCAUGAGGGAGAGUCUGCGCAAGCUACAGGAGGUCUGCUACCCACACAUCGACAAUGCACACUGGCUCAGCAACCUGGAGGCAACGCACUGGCUGGACCACAUUCGGUGCGUGCUGAGUGGAGCGCUGCGCAUCGCCGACAAGGUGGAGAGCCACAAAACGAGCGUGGUUGUGCACUGCUCGGAUGGGUGGGACCGCACGGCUCAGUUGACGGCGCUGUCCAUGCUGAUGCUAGAUGGCUAUUUCCGAACCAUCCCGGGCUUUGCUGUGCUACUGGAGAAGGAGUGGCUCAGCUUUGGACACAAGUUUGCUCAGAGGGUCGGGCACGGGGACGACCGCCACCAAGACGCCGACCGCUCGCCAGUCUUCCUUCAGUUCAUAGAUUGUGUGUGGCAGAUCCAGCGGCAGUUUCCGCACGCCUUCCAGUUCACCGAGGACAUGCUCAUCACCCUCCUGGACCACCUCUACUCCUGCCUCUUCGGAACAUUCCUCUACAACAGCGAGCGUGAGAGGAUCGAUAAGGAAGUGAAGACGAAGACCGUGUCCCUGUGGUCCCUUAUCCUGAGCAACAAGGCGGACUUUGAGAACCCGCUGUACAACCCCGCCACCCGCCACCAUGUGCUCUUCCCCCGCACCUCCAUGCGCCACCUGUGUCUCUGGGACAAGUACUACUGCCGCUGGAACCCUUCUAUGAGGCAGCAGGAGCCAGUUCAUAUUCGCUUCAAGGAGCUCCUACACGUCAAGGACCAGCUGGAGAAGCACGUGGAUGAGCUGCGGAAGGAGCUGGCCGCCCGGCAGACCCACGACUCCCCCCGCGUCACCACUGCCAUUGUGUGAGGAGGCGGAGGUGAUGGUGGCAGCAGUGGUGGCGGGGGCGAGGCUGACCCAUAGUUUCCCCCUCUCGUCACGGCUGCCGCCACUACAUGAGGUUGUGUGGAUGCUGCUGCUGGUGGUGAUUGUCAUGGUGAUGGUGGUGGUGGUGUGGCAAGGUCAUGGUAUUCACCCGACCGUGUCUCCGCCAUUGUAUGAAGAGGUUGUAUCGUGUGUGUGUGUGUCAAGGGUGUGUUUGCGAGCUUGUGUUCACCCUUCCAACUCAGACUCAUGCUAAACAACAGAAAUAUUACCGUAGAAAUCAGGACGAGGUAUAAACUUCUUCCAAAACUACAAAAUAAAGAAAAGAAAUAAAAAUUGUCAAAAUGAAACAAACAAUCCUCAAUUUGACAAUACUCAAGACAGUAUUUCAGCAUUAUACUUCCGAAGAGCUGAUAGAAAUGGUGUGUACAAAUUGAUGAUCAUAUAUACCUUAUUGAAAACAGCAGUGAGGUUAAAGGAAAAGUGUCUGUCUGCUGGCUGUUGAUGAUGAGGAUGAUGUAUGUAUGUGUGUGUGUGUAUGUGUGGAAGGGUGUGAGAGAGCAAGGGAGGGCAUGAUAGUGUUAAGGGAGGUAGAUGGGGAAGGAUAGAUAUUGCUCGGUGGUGUGAGAGGACUGACUGACAAGGACGAGGAGAUGGGUAUUGUGGUGUUGAGGAGCUGAGGGCAGUGUUGUGGUGUGAGCAAGAUGAGGUGAGGUGUGGUGUUGAGGGUGGUGUUGUGGUGUUGAGGAGUUGAGAGCAGUGUUAUGGUGUGAGCAAGAUGAGGUGAGGUGUGGUGUUGUGGCGUUGAGGAGUUGAGGGCAGUGUUGUGGUGUGAGCAAGAUGAGGUGAGGUGUGGUGUUGUGGUAUUGGGGACAGUGUUAUGGUGUUGAGGGCAGUGUUGUGGUGUGAGCGAGACAUG